Messenger RNA from Triticum dicoccoides, 1641 nucleotides. RefSeq names its product zealexin A1 synthase-like. NCBI's taxonomy places the organism in Eukaryota, Viridiplantae, Streptophyta, Magnoliopsida, Poales, Poaceae. Gene Ontology annotation, molecular function: heme binding; monooxygenase activity; iron ion binding. The transcript is spliced from 5 exons. The coding region runs from base 1 to 1641 and encodes 546 amino acids. The record is from RefSeq and is a predicted model, not a curated record.
AUGGCCGCCGUCAGAUCCGCGAUCGCCUUGGUCUGCUCCUCCAUCGCAGUAGCCUUGCCUCGGCGGAAAGGGGUGGGCAGAAAGGCUCUGAUACCACUUGUUACGCGCUUGCUCGAUCUAGAACAAAGUUAUCGGGGGUACCUUUUGGCCGGUGCCAUCCUGCUUCUCACUCUUCUCCUCGUCGUCAAGCUCAGGCGACGCAGUAAGCAGUAUGGUGGCGUGACGCUGCACCCGCCUCCGGGGCCAUGGCAGCUGCCGGUGAUCGGCAGCAUGCACCACCUCGUGGGCGCGCUCCCGCACCGCGCCAUGCGCGACCUCGCCCUCCGGCACGGCCCGCUCAUGCUGCUCCGCAUGGGCGAGCUCCCCGUUGUUGUGGCCUCGUCGGCGGCCGCGGCGAUGGAGAUCAUGAAGACCCACGACGUCGCCUUCGCCACGCGGCCGAGGACCAACACCAUCGUUGCGCUCAGUGGAGACGGCCUUGGCGUCGCCCUCGCGCCGCACGGCGACCACUGGCGCCGUGUCCGCAAGCUCUGCGCCAUGGAGCUUCUCGGCGCGCCGCGGGUUCGGUCGUUCCGAGGGACGCGUGAGGCCGAGGCGGACGCCCUCGUUGCGUCCGUGGCCGUGGAGGCGGCGUCCGGGGCCGCUGUGAACGUCAGCUCCCUCGUCGCCACGUAUGUCGCCGACGCCGUAGUGCGCUCCAUGGUUGGCGACCGGAUCGCGGACCGCGAAGCCUUCCUGGCGUGCCUUUACGAGGGUGUCAGGGUGGCCGCCGGGUUCAGCCUCGCCGACCUGUUCCCGUCGUCGCGCCUCGGGCGCGCGCUCAGCGGGACGGCGCGCCAAGUGGAGGCGAUGGUCCGGGAGAUGUCCCGGCUCGUGGACGGCGUCAUCGAGGAGAAACGCGCGAGGAAGGCGGCCGGCGCCGGCUGCGAGGAAGAGGAGGACAUCCUGGACGUGCUUCUGGAUUGCGGCGGCGGCGGCGCGCCUCUCGACAUCGGGACCGUCCGUGCUAUGAUGAGGGAUCUCUUCGGGGCCGGGAGCGAGACCUCGGCGUCGACCAUAGUAUGGGCCAUGGCCAAGCUGGUGCGGAAACCGGCGGCGCUCCGGAGGGCGCAGGCGGAGGUGCGCAGCGCGCUCGCCGGGCAGAGCCGGGCCCGGGAGGAGGCCCUGCAGGAGCUGCCGUACCUGCGGCUGGUGAUCAAGGAGACGCUCCGGCUGCACGCGGCAGUGCCGCUGCUCCUCCCGCGGGAGUGCCGCGAGCCCAGUCGCGUCCUCGGGUACGACGUGCCCCAGGGCACCAUGGUGCUGGUCAACGCAUGGGCCAUCGGCCGGGACGCGUCGAGCUGGGGGCCGGACGCCGAGGAGUUCCGGCCGGAGAGGUUCGAGGAGGAAUCCGCGGCGGCGGUGGACCUCAGAGGGACGGACUUCCAGCUAGUGCCGUUCGGCGCGGGGCGGAGGAUGUGCCCCGGGAUCACGUUCGGGCUCGCCGUCAUGGAGGUCGCGCUGGCGAGCCUCCUCUUCCAUUUCGACUGGGAGCUCCCCGGGGGGACGGAGGAGCUGGACAUGGCGGAGGCGUUCGGGAUCACGGCGAGGAGGAAGACCGACCUGUGGCUGCAUGCCACCGUCGUCGUGCCACCUCUGUAA